AUGGGCACGGCAUCGAGUCGUGUGACGGAUCUUUUUCGUCGAGAACAGCCACAAAGAAGGGAAACCGAUCCAGAUGCAUUGCUAUGUUACAGUAGUACAAUUGGAUCCUUCUUUGGCUCUCAUUUUCUGAUGGGCGGUGAGCGCUACGAGUUGGCCAAGCCGGAAGCCUAUCUUUUUGGGGAAAAUUCGGAUUUAGAUUUGCUUGGAAAUAGAGCCACAACUUUCCCUUAUGCUCGUCAACCAGUCACCGAUCACGUCCGCCCAUUGAACCUCUUCGUGAACAUUCGAAAAGAAACUGUGAAAUUCGUUCGUUUGAAAAACGAUGAUGGAAUUUUCACGGAAAAGUAUCGACUCGAGUUUACAUUUGAUGCUGAUUGCGCUUGCUGUAUCCAGCUGCAUUUCGACGCACGAGAGGUUUAUCGCAAGGAUUCCAAAGAUUUUCAUUUCAUCUACAAAACUCAAAAACCCGUGACGAGUGAGCAAUUCCAUUUCGAAGCCGGCGCCGGUCAUAUCUUCAAUAAUUUCAUCUUUCAUGCCGACGAUUUCGAUUUAAAUGACAUGCAUUACGAGGGCGGUCAACUAUUCCCCGUUGUGAUCGCGUUGUCGACCAGUGGAGUGGAAAGCGAACAAAUGCAAUGUACAAUGUGCACUGUGGAGUUGGCUAACGAUCACUCUGGUGGCUUCUCACUGAAACCAUUGCGACAACGAGUGGCCAGCGACGGAGUUGUUUAUCUGUUACAGGAAAUUUUUGGCCUUGAGAACAAGGAACACAGUGAAAAUAAUGAGGAUACAGGAUUUGAGUGUAUCAUUUGUAUGACAGAGGUUCGAGACACCCUGAUCCUCCCGUGUCGUCAUCUCUGCAUUUGUGCCGGUUGUGCGGAGAAUUUAAGGUUUAAGUUAAACAAUUGCCCAAUUUGUCGUUCUCCUUUCCGAGCACUCUUGACGGUGAAAGCGUUGCGCCAAGCCGGACAACGAACCGAUUCACAUAACAGGACACAACCAAGAUAUGAAACGCUGACAAUCGUUGAAGCACUAAAUGGACCUCUCAAUCAUCAACCGAUUCUCGGCGAUGAACCGUCACCGAAAAAUUUCCGCAUCAAUCGAGCAGCUUUGGUGAAUGCAAUCAAUGAAAUCCCUGUUGAAACCCAAGAUGGAAUUGAGUUAAAAGACGCUAAGCUUUUCGUACAUAAAAUGUCGAUUCAGGAUGACUCUGGAAGUGAGAAAGAGUUGGAUUACGCGAGUGCAGAAGAUACGUCGACGGGUGAAUCGGGUGGGAGAGCGUCGAGCUCGUUGAGUGGGAAAGAUGUCAAUAUUCAUAUCGAAAACGGCGCCUAUUCACAGGUCAUCGAGGCGGAUCCGGAUUCCGCUGGAGCUCGUUCAGGCGAUCCAUUGGUCGUUUCCGAU
This is a messenger RNA of Mesorhabditis belari, 1404 nucleotides long. Lineage: Eukaryota; Metazoa; Nematoda; Chromadorea; Rhabditida; Rhabditidae. The record is from the annotation of a GenBank genome assembly.